AUGUUCCUCAGUCUAAUAAAGGGCCUCGAAAAAAAUGAGGCUAAGGAGGACAUAAUCAGCGUGAAUAUCCAAAGAUUGCUUGGAGACAAAACAUACGAAAAGAGAAAAAAAGGAGCACAGGAAAUUGCAGAAGUGGUGAAACUCUUAUUGCUAAAGGAAAAGGAAGAUAAACAGAUGCAGGUAGAUUACAUACUCAACGAAGAUGAGCCAAAUGGAAAAAAAAAAUAUAUGAACAAGUCAGGCAAAUCAAGCGGAUUGAGCCAACUUAGUCAGGUAAACCAAGUAUUAUACGAACACGACGCUGAUAUAGAGAACAUCGCCAAUAAAUACCAAAACAAAAAGGUGAUAAGUAUAAUAAAUUUUUUGAAGGAAAAAUUUGUUCAGAGUAUUAACCCUGCGGAAAGGUGUGGAGGACUCAUAGCCUUGGCCUUCAUCUCGAUCACUGUAGAUACACAAAUAAAGUUUUACUUCUCAGCCAUUUUGAAGUUAAUCGUGUCAUGUGUAAGUGACCCUGACUCCAAAGUGAGAUAUUAUGUGUGUGAAAGUUUGUACAAUCUUUGCAAAGUGUCCAAAAGUGUAGUUUUUUAUCAUAUCGAAGAUAUUUUUGAUUGCCUCUUUCGUAUCUUUUCCGAUUCUUGUCCAAAUGUAAAAAGUGGAGGAGCCUUUCUUGAUAAUUUAUUAAAAGACCUGACUUGUUCAUACAAUAAUGUUUUUAAUAUAUACAAAAUUAUUUUCAUUUUGAAAGAAAGAAUUGGGAUAGAAAAUUCAAACGCGAGACAAGUCAUCCUAUCAUGGCUACUUCUCUUUCAAAAUAUCAAAACGGUAAAUUUAUUUGAAUAUUUUCACUUCUUCAUUAGUGAUCUCUUCUUUAUGUUGGCAGAUCAAAAUAGAGAUAUUCAAAGACAAGCAAAUCAAUGUCUUGAUUUAUAUGUAGAUCAAAUUAUCACUUCAAAUUAUGAACAAGUCAGGUCAUUUUUUAAACAUAUUGCUUUUAUUUUUAUUGAGUUUUGUAAUCACAAAAAUACGAUUAUAAAACAUAAGUGUCUCCUUUGGCUUUAUCAUUUUAUUCAAAUUUUAAAUUGUCUCAGAAGCAAUGACAAGCAGGUGGUACUGCUCUCCCUAACGGUUCUAUCCGCCAUGUGUUCCACUGUGGAUAAUAAAUUUCAUUUCUACGAGCAAGUGAGUAACGGUUUGAUUGCUCUCUUUCGAAACGAUGACCAAUUGCUAAUGCACAAGGGGAAAAUCAUUGUCCAACAUAUAUCACGCUGCCUGAACAACAAAAAAUUUUUUGCCUACCUCUCCUACUCUCUAAUUAGUGAAGAAAAAAUAUCCUUUGUCACGAAAUUUAUUCAAGUCUUAAGUUGGGUACUUUUAACAUCAGAAGAGACUAAGUACCUACGUAAUGCCCUUUUUCUAAAGAAGCAGUAUUCGUUAUUCUCUCUCAUUUUGAUUGCUUGGUUGAGGAACCCAAUCUCUGCCAUUUCGUUUCUUUUAUGGUUACAGAAAUACAAAUUGGCUUACCUCAUUUGCUCAUACUUGUCGUUAUUGAAUCUAAACUCUGAUUUUUUUCAUCAGCUUGAUAAUUUAAUUUUUCUUUUGGAGUCUCCGAUUUUUUCAAAACAGAGGAUCCACCUUGUGUAUCCACAGAACUAUCCCUUUUUAAUAAAAUCCCUCAUGAUACUCUCCUUGAUGCUUCCGCUCAAU
Molecule: messenger RNA, 1704 nt
Organism: Plasmodium cynomolgi strain B
Lineage: Eukaryota; Apicomplexa; Aconoidasida; Haemosporida; Plasmodiidae
Exons: 3
Biological process (GO): positive regulation of kinase activity; phosphatidylinositol biosynthetic process
Cellular component (GO): endosome membrane; PAS complex
Source: RefSeq, a predicted model, not a curated record